Molecule: messenger RNA, 4945 nt
Organism: Balaenoptera ricei (Rice's whale)
Lineage: Eukaryota; Metazoa; Chordata; Mammalia; Artiodactyla; Balaenopteridae
Product: neural cell adhesion molecule 1
Exons: 20
Coding region: 310-2622 (770 amino acids)
Biological process (GO): dendrite self-avoidance; homophilic cell-cell adhesion; axon guidance
Cellular component (GO): plasma membrane; axon
Molecular function (GO): cell-cell adhesion mediator activity
Source: RefSeq, a predicted model, not a curated record
GGACACAGUGAGGUUCUCACCCCCGCCCCCAGCUCCCAUCCCCAGUUCCAUCAAAGCGAACCCGGGCCAGCGCAAGGAUCUCCGAGUUGCGAAUGUGCUGAGGCUGGGACUGUCACUCAUUCUCCGAUCAGCGCGUGAACGCAGCUCGGUGGCGGCUGGCAGGAAACAAUUCUGCAAAAAUAAUCAUACUCAGCCUGGCAAUUGUCUGCCCCUAGGUCUGUUGCUCUGCCGCUGUCCACACUCGCUGCACGGGGGGGGGGGCAGAGAAUUUACCGCGGCAAGAACAUCCCUCCCGGCCAGCAGAUUACAAUGCUGCAAACUAAGGAUCUCAUCUGGACUUUGUUUUUCCUGGGAACUGCAGUUUCUCUGCAGGUGGAUAUUGUUCCCAGCCAAGGGGAAAUCAGCGUCGGAGAGUCCAAAUUCUUCCUAUGCCAAGUGGCAGGAGAUGCCAAAGAUAAAGACAUCUCCUGGUUCUCCCCCAAUGGAGAAAAGCUCACCCCGAACCAGCAGCAGAUCUCGGUGGUGCGGAACGAUGACUCUUCUUCCACCCUCACCAUCUACAAUGCCAACAUCGAUGAUGCCGGCAUUUACAAGUGCGUGGUCACUGCAGAGGAUGGCACCGAGUCAGAGGCCACGGUCAAUGUGAAGAUCUUCCAGAAGCUCAUGUUCAAGAACGCACCAACUCCACAGGAGUUCAGGGAGGGGGAAGAUGCCGUGAUUGUGUGUGAUGUGGUCAGCUCCCUCCCCCCAACCAUCAUCUGGAAACACAAAGGCCGAGAUGUCAUCCUGAAAAAAGAUGUCCGAUUCAUAGUCCUGGCCAACAACUACCUCCAGAUCCGGGGUAUCAAGAAAACAGAUGAGGGCACUUACCGCUGUGAAGGCAGGAUCCUGGCACGCGGGGAGAUCAACUUCAAGGACAUUCAGGUCAUUGUGAAUGUGCCGCCCACCGUCCAGGCCAGACAGAGCAUAGUGAAUGCCACCGCCAACCUCGGCCAGUCCGUCACCCUGGUGUGCGAUGCCGAAGGCUUCCCAGAACCCACCAUGAGCUGGACAAAGGACGGGGAGCAGAUAGAGAAUGAGGAGGAUGAGAAGUACCUCUUCAGCGACGACAGCUCUGAGCUGACCAUCAGGAAGGUGGACAAGAACGACGAGGCCGAGUACGUCUGCAUCGCCGAGAACAAGGCCGGCGAGCAGGAUGCGUCCAUCCACCUCAAGGUCUUCGCAAAACCCAAAAUCACCUACGUAGAGAACCAGACUGCCAUGGAACUAGAGGAACAGGUCACGCUUACCUGUGAAGCCUCAGGAGACCCCAUUCCCUCAAUCACCUGGAGAACAUCCACCCGAAACAUCAGCAACGAAGAAAAGGCUUCGUGGACUCGACCAGAGAAGCAAGAGACCCUGGACGGGCACAUGGUGGUCCGCAGCCAUGCCCGCGUGUCGUCCCUGACCCUGAAGAGCAUCCAGUACACAGACGCUGGGGAGUAUAUCUGCACCGCCAGCAACACCAUCGGCCAGGACUCCCAGUCCGUGUACCUCGAAGUGCAAUAUGCCCCCAAGCUUCAGGGCCCUGUGGCUGUGUACACUUGGGAGGGCAACCAGGUGAACAUCACCUGCGAGGUGUUUGCCUACCCCAGUGCCACAAUCUCAUGGUUCCGAGACGGUCAACUGCUGCCAAGCUCCAACUACAGCAACAUCAAGAUCUACAACACCCCGUCCGCCAGCUACCUGGAGGUGACCCCGGACUCUGAAAAUGAUUUUGGAAACUAUAACUGUACCGCAGUGAACCGCAUCGGACAGGAGUCUUUGGAAUUCAUCCUUGUCCAAGCAGACACCCCAUCAUCACCAUCCAUUGACCAGGUGGAGCCAUAUUCUAGCACAGCACAGGUGCAAUUUGAUGAGCCAGAGGCCACAGGCGGGGUGCCCAUCCUCAAAUACAAGGCUGAGUGGAGAGCAAUAGACGAGGAAGUGUGGCACUCCAAGUGGUAUGAUGCCAAAGAAGCCAGCAUGGAAGGCAUCGUCACCAUCGUGGGCCUAAAGCCCGAGACAAUGUACGCGGUCCGGCUGGCGGCCCUCAAUGGCAAGGGUCUGGGUGAGAUCAGCGCAGCCUCCGAGUUCAAGACGCAGCCAGUCCAUAGCCCUCUUCCACCGGCUCCUGCUAGCUCUUCCACCCCUGUUCCAUUGUCUCAUCCAGAUACAACCUGGCCUCUUCCUGCCCUUGCCACCACCAAACCAUCUAGGGAACCCAGUGCACCUAAGCUCGAAGGGCAGAUGGGAGAGGAUGGAAACUCUAUUAAGGUGAACCUGAUCAAGCAGGAUGACGGCGGCUCCCCGAUCCGACACUACCUGGUCAAGUACCGAGCGAAGCUCUCCUCCGAAUGGAAACCAGAGAUCAGGCUCCCAUCUGGCAGUGACCACGUCAUGCUCAAGUCCCUGGACUGGAAUGCCGAGUACGAGGUCUAUGUGGUGGCUGAGAACCAGCAGGGAAAGUCCAAAGCAGCUCACUUUGUGUUCAGGACCUCGGCCCAGCCCACAGCCAUCCCAGCGACCUUGGGAGGCUCCUCCGCGUCCUACACCUUUGUCUCAUUGCUUUUCUCUGCAGUGACUCUUCUCUUGCUCUGUUAGGAACUUGAAUGCCAAAAAACUAAAUUUGCCUAAAAGCCCAGUUCCUAUGACAAUGAUCAGUGCCCCCUUUGGAAGAAUCUGUCAGGACUGCCAUGGCCACACCACCAAGCUCUCUGUGGAAGAGGAAGGUUUGGCAAUUGGAAAAAGCUGGACCUCCAGACUUAUUACCCUUCACAGAUACUUUUGUGCCACUUCAUAAGGAGUUUGCCCCCUUUUUCAUAGCAGUAUAAAAAUGUUUGGGAGCUCUUCUCUUUAAACUCUCUCUAUAUAAUAUAUAUUAAAAAAAACAACAAAAAACCAUUACACUAGGUUUACAGAAAAGUUUCUGCACAUCUGCUACUGGUUGCAUUUUUGAUUCUUACCUGAAAAUGAUGUAGCAGAGAAGGAUUUCUAAGUACUCUCUAAAGCUUGCAUCAGAUUGUUAAAAUCACCCCGUGUCCCCAUUGUAACCCUGUGCUCCUCUGCUGCCCUUCAAUAAGUAGUUGGCUUCGCUCGCAUUUAAGUGCCCCUGGUAAGCCUGCUGCGAUUUGCCAGAGCAUUUUGCUGGCAUGAUGGGCAAAGUAAGUCACCCUGUUGCCCAUGCAGCGGAAGAACUCGGAUUUGUUGAGUAUUUUCUGGGGCUGAUCCAGCAUCCUGGGAGGCGCUUUGGUCCUGGUAGUAUAACCAGCACCCGACGCUGGCUCUGUGAACAGGGCCACCCUAGGACGUGCCCAGCACCUGUGGGCUCUGGAAGGUGCAUGUCUCCCAGUCAGGGUGAUACCUGCUGCAUGGCUACAGAUCAGCCACAGACCUCGUGUCUUGGCGGAUGUGGCCCAACUGUGACCCACAUUAUCGCGUAAGCAUCAGUCCCCCAGGUUGGAAGCAUCCACUGUGAGCCUGGCGUGAGUCGCGCCCCCCUCCCCACAUGUGCUCAGUAGAGCGCAAGGCAGAGCCAGCCCAGAGUGCCCAUAAAUUGGAACCCAGCCAACCUGUCAUACUGCCCGAGUGCCCCGACCCCCUGUCGGUCAGUGGCUUCAGUGACAUUUUAAAAAUUCUGGUGGAAGCCAGCUGCCCCUCUGCUGUUGGGGGUACCCCACGACAUGCCCAGGAGAGGAGGUGAGGUGCAUUUGUUAAAGUUCCCCGUAGAGACUCGGGUGAAUCCUGCUCAGGGGCGUCAGUGUCUGAGCUCGGGGGUACCUUCUCCUGAAUAAAAACUGCCCCCUCCGUUGUGGUCACAUAUCAUUCCACAUAUCUCAUCUCUGAGCAUUUCCACAGAAGUUUGAUCUUUGUUCUUUUUGGUUUCUUUACUUUUUGGUUCUGUUGUUAUUUUUUAAUGUUCAAAGACGAGCCUUUCUCUUUGGGAAUCCAAAUGAUCCUAUGGUCUUCAGGGCAGAGCUGCCCGUGUCAGUGGGCACAGGCCCGUGUCCCCAGCGCUGGCAGUUUAGAGGGUCAGGUACACACACCGGAGGCCACAGGCUACAGCUGUCCCAACAGCUCAGCCAGGCAGCGCCUGUCGCCCCAGCCCCGUUGGCCUCCAGCCCCGCCAUGAACCUCUCCCCCGGGAUCCCCGAUCUCCCGUCCCACCACAGCAGCAGGAGCAGACACGGUUCUUAGGCACAAGGCAGAGUAUCAAGAAGAGGCCCAUGGUGCCUCCGGGCCCGGCGUAGAAUCCCAGGGCCAUUAGGAGGGCAAAGGAGGGAGAGGUGGUCCUCACGCAGGUCACCCGUCACUGUCCCCUGACUCCCGGCAGGCUUCUUGGUAUCGUCUUCGGCAGAAGUUGCAUAUUCACCCAGGAGUGCCCAUCUCAGAGGUCUGCCCCACCCUGGUCCCAGUCCCAUAGGCAAAGGCCUAUGUCUGUGUUUCUGAAGACCUGGCCCGAAGUGUGGGGAGGCCUGACAUCCAUGACUCUGUCCCCUCAGCUCAUUCUGGGCCAAGCAGGCCUCAGCUGAAGCAACUUUAGGGUCAUUGCAUUGGCCCCAUUCAGACAGGCCCAUGUUUUGUAAGGGAUGCCCUUCGGGAGACAGCAUUCAGGCACGCCCGCUCCCACCGGACACUGAGUUCUCUCAUGGUGGCUGCAGCCCUCAGCCCUGCCGGGAACCCCUAAGACAGGCCCUGAAGGAGGGAACGCUCGCUGCCCCGCUCAGCCGCCCUGCCCCUGCGCCCUGUCUCAGUGCUGCCCAGUCUCGACACGCCACAGGGCUUCUCUGCUCGUUUUUUGGAAUAUUUAUACGGCAGGUGUGGAUCACGUUUUUCUACUAAUAAGAAUGCUAACGUUGUUGUGCAGAUAAUCAGCGAGGCCUUGAUGAAGGUUACACCUUCGCAUUAUUAAAGGAAAUAACAGUUC